AUGAUGGUGCAUGAGGAGAGUGUAUCAACGGAAGAUGAACUCACACAAUUGGCUAGAUUCUUCGAGAGUGUCCUUGUGUCAGCCACAAUCUCUUCAUCAUGGCAUCUUUUGGCUUUGGCUGUUUAUCAAUAUUUUGGAAUAAUGUGGCCACUGAGAACAAAGAUCGGAGUAAGAAGGAAACAUUUCCGUUUUCUUUUUAUUUUUCUCUGGAUCACUCCAAUGAUUAUUCUCUUUGCCAAAUAUUCAAUUGAUCCAAAGGAUGGUUUAUUGGCGGAGAAAUGCGUCUCACAUUUCCGUGAUCGUUUCUCUCAUCGAAUUUUCGUGGCUGGACUGGUUUUGGUGCCUUUAAUUGUUACAAUUUCACUUUACAUUCGAAUCGUUUGUUAUCUUCGUGGCUCCUAUUCGAUGAUUAAAACAAAAAAUUGGACGCAAAUAACGGAAAACAGUGUCGAGAAUUUCCCGAAACUCGUCAACACGGCCGUCGUCAUUGUGAUUUCAUUCAUUGUCGGCUACGGGAUUCAUUCGAUACAUUCACCGCUGAUCUGCAAAGAAGGAUGUCCGUUCAGGCAUGGAAAGACAUGGAUAAUUUGGCUCGGAUUUCUCCAAUCUGAUUUGGUUAUUCUCAAAUUCGUGGCCAAUCCCUUCAUCUAUACUCUGCGAAUGAGCUGUUUCCGCGAGAGUAUCAGCUCGAUGAGUCAAAGCUUCAGCACAGCGCUUACAAGAAUGCGAGGCUCAUCUUUUCAACAAAUGCCGAAACAGGAAUCGAUUCGAAUGGGACAACUA
Mesorhabditis belari is the source of this 783-nucleotide messenger RNA. Lineage: Eukaryota; Metazoa; Nematoda; Chromadorea; Rhabditida; Rhabditidae. The record is from the annotation of a GenBank genome assembly.